Messenger RNA from Ictalurus punctatus (channel catfish), 5231 nucleotides. It is a transcript of the gene snapc4, whose product is annotated as small nuclear RNA activating complex, polypeptide 4. The record is from RefSeq and is a predicted model, not a curated record. Lineage: Eukaryota; Metazoa; Chordata; Actinopteri; Siluriformes; Ictaluridae. Bases 123 to 5048 code for a protein of 1641 amino acids. The transcript has 25 exons.
AUUUUGAAAACGGUUCACCCGAAUUUUUUGUGGGGUUUUUUUUUCUGCUUAUAUCAUGGCUGUUGUCUCAACGUUUCGUUGACGUUACAUGCGCGAACUUAUAAACAGGUAAAGGAGGCUAAAUGGCAUUUUCAGAAGACCUGUUGGCUCAGAGGAACAAAUUACAGCAUGAGAUUUUGGCUCUGGAGAACACUCUGGGCAAUGACGGUAACAUUGCAGACCUGCUAUCUUCAGGCAGUGACAGCGCUGAGGAGUCUGAUGACAGCGGACACGCAGGGGAGGAUGUUGCACACAAGGACCUGGAAGCAGAGCGGCAGCAAGUACAGAGGGAGAUAGAAGAGUUAGAGCGAAAGCUCGGUGCAGACGCUGCUCUGGUUGAUGCCCUGACAGACAGUGAAAAUGGCCGGCUAUCAGAUUCUAGCGGUGAGGACAGUGAAGAUUUGGAUCUUCCUCAAGAUAUAGAAACGUGUCUUCAGAUGAAUUUGGUUUAUCAGGAGGUGCUGAAAGAAAAACUAGCUGACUUGGAGAGGCUUCUUAACGAAAAUCGUGAACAGCAGAAAGAGCUUGAAGAGCAGGUCUCUGGUCCUGCAUAUAUCAAUCCUGGCCUCCCUCAUCUCAAACUCUACCUUGGCAGCUUUAUGAAACCAUAUUUCAAAGACAAGCUGACUGGUUUGGGCCCUCCAGCCAAUGAAGAAACCAAAGAGAGGUUGAGUCAUGGGACCAAACCCUGUGAUGAAAUGAAAAUUAGAAGAUGGGAGCCAUGGCAAAAAACGUUGCUGAUGAACUCCGUAGCCGCAGACGCUAUGAAACGCAUGUUGCAGCCCAAACUGUCAAAGAUGGAGUACUUAACUACAAAGAUGUGUAAAGCAGAAGGUGCUGAAAAAGAAGAACUACAAAAACAAAUUGCUCUUUUAGAGAAGGACAUCACCGAAAUAAGGUCCAUGAAAGAUGAUCAGCUGUAUGGGGAUCGCCAUGAUGACCAUGAUUGGGACAAAAUAUCAAAUAUCGAUUUUGAGGGCAUUCGGCAACCUGAUGAUCUGAUGAGGUUCUGGCAGAAUUACUUGCAUCCCUCCAUUGACAAAUCGACGUGGAAUCAGGAUGAGAUUGCGAAGCUUGCAGAGGUUGCGCAAGAGCACAUGUAUCGCCACUGGGAACAAAUUGCAGAAUCUCUUGGGACCGGCAGGACCGCUUUCAUGUGUUUCCAGGUAUAUCAGCGCUACAUCUCGAAACAGUUCAGGAAGAGAGAGUGGACUGAAGAGGAAGACCAGGUCUUCAGAGAGCUUGUGGACAAGAUGAGGAUUGGCAACUUCAUACCAUAUACUCAAAUAUCGUACUUUAUAGAAGGUCGGGAUAGUUCCCAGCUGAACUACCGCUGGACGUGUGUUCUGGACCCCUCGAUAAAGAAGGGACCUUGGACAAAAGAGGAGGACCAGUUACUGCUGAACGCUGUGAAAAAGUAUGGCUGCAAGGAGUGGUGGAAAAUUAGACAGGAAGUACCUGGAAGGACAGACAAUUACUGCAGAGACAGAUAUCUGGAUUGCCUCCGAACUGAUGUAAAGAAAGGUGCAUGGAGUGAUGAAGAAGUGGAACUGCUGAAAAAACUGGUAGAGAAAUAUGGUGUUGGUAAAUGGGCUAAGAUCGCCUCUGAAAUUCCAAAUCGGCUUGACAGCCAGUGUUUGAACAAGUGGAGAUAUAUGAUGCACAUGGCUCAUAAAGAAAGUGUAAAGAGAGAAAGAACCAGAUCAGUAAAACUUGAGCCACAGUUGAAGAGGAGGCGAGUGAGUCAGGUAAAGCGCCGGAAAUUAAAAGAAGAAUAUGAUUUUAAAACUGAAAGCGACACCUCCGAAGAUGAAAAGGAGCGAGUGCCGUACAUGGACAGCGACGGCGAAAACAAAGUAGAAAAUGAAGUAGAAAAUUUCUCUUCAACUGAGGAUUGUAGACUAGAGUACGUCCAGCCAGACAUAAAGGAGUGGAUUCCUGCACGUGGGAACAAGCUGGUGUAUUCUCCAGGCAACCUGAAGACCAUACUGGUAAGGGUGCCCACUGAGGCUGAAGAGAGUGCCGGAGGUUGUGUACGGAACACCGUGCUGGACAAUCUGGGGAAUCCUGUAAAGACUUAUGUUGGUAUGGAACCACCUGUUUUACAAGAAUCGAAUUCAAACAAUGAGCAUGCCAUGAUCAUGGUGUCCGAAUGUGAUGUUAAACGCUUCCUGAAUUGCAGGAGAGCAUAUGUCUUGAAAGUGAAAGCACGAAAAACUAAAACCAGCUUGCCUUCAAGUACAAAUCAGAACGACGCCAAAAAUGAUGAAGAGGAGGAUAAGACUGAAACGGAAAGCGAUCGGAGAAAAUGUAAACCUGUCCACAAACGUGUUCCCACCACCAAACUGAGCUACGAUCUCAUGUUAGCCAUUACUCCAUGGAUCGGCAAUGUGAUGAUGCCUUUAUCUUUCAUUCAAAGGCGUGCUUGUGAAGCUGACGUUGUUCGAAAAAGAGCAGCAGAUAUCCCUCUUCUAAAAUCACCUGUGUUUUUGCUUUUUCUGCAGGCUCUUAAAGUUGAUGCUGAUGGUUGCAAGAAAGUCAUCGAGGCCCGCAAAGACAAAGCGUCCUCGGCACCAGGAUCUCAAUUGAAACCCUAUCCAGCCAAGAAGCCUACUCCAGGUUCCUACUAUCAUGUUAAGACCGUAUCAGACAUACUUGCUGAAAGAACAGCGCAGAAGAAACUUUCUAGGCCCCUGCAGUCCCCUGAGUUUUUAGAACCCCAGCUACUUCCACAGCCAGCCAAAAUUGCUCAAAGGCCUCAGCAGCAAAGUAAAACAAAACAGGUCAUGCAGUCUGCUAGUCAGGAGAUAAAUGCUACCAUGAUACUUCCCCAGACUUUUGUUGUUGCCCAGUCAAAUACAGAUAACAAAGUAGCCACUUCACAUAAUGUGGUACAGAGAAUUUUACCUCUUCUGCAGUUGGGUACACAAGAAGCAUCGAAAAGUCCUCAGCCAGUACAACAUUUGGAGGUACCAAAAGAAUCUGAGAGGGUGACAGAGACCGCAUCCUGUCCCACAACCUCAGUGUCCACAACUGGACCACCUACAGAGACUUUAGAGGGAGUGCACGCUCCAAAACGCAAGCACAAACCCACACUGAAAGCUCAAGCCUUGAUGGACAAUGCAAGCGCCAAGAAACAGGAAAGAAACAGGAAGCUAAAGAAACAGGCAGCUAAAAAACAACAAAACGCAGCAACAACAGAAAACAACAUAACCCAGACAGUGGCUGUACCACCAAAUACUACAGCCUGGAUUCUCACCCCUGCUGGUUUAAUGCCUGUUGCUGGAAUUCAGGUACAAUCUCCUGACAUCCCUGGUAAUCACUACCAGGUGAUGCAAAACAAAGUUCAGAUGCUAUUUCAUCCACCCGUCAUAGUCAACCAGAGUAGUUGUGUUGCACUCAACAAUGCCGUGAAGCCAAUCAAUCCAAAAGCUGAUUUACCUGGAAAUAAUAAUAUAUCUCUGACUGCUGGAUCAAAUCUUGGUCAAAACCCUAGACCUUCUUCUGUCUCAGACAACAACAUUGAUUCUUCACUUCCUUCUUCUCCUCAAGUUCUACCUGAGACAAAUGUGCCAACAUCCAUUACAGGAUCCACAGCCCACGUUCCCCCGUCUAAAACUCCAUGGAAUCAAAAGAAACCUGUAACUCAAAUGAAUCCCAUGUCAUCUCCGGUUCCUGUUUCAUCCUCCCCUGUGGGAACUAAUAAAAACCGUACACCAUCGUGUAUUUCAGAUGCAACUAACAAUGUUCCCAAUGUCUCUUCAGUGUCUGCUGUCACAAGUACACCUUCUAUCCCUUCUGUCGAUCCGUUGAACAGUUCUGGUCCUGGUACUAUUCCAGGUUCUCAAAGCCAAAGAAUGCCACAUCCUGUUUCUCAGGUGCUAUUUCAGCACCCAAUCAUAGUAAACCAAAAUGGCUCUUUGGCACUCAUCAACCCCACAGGACCCUGCCUAAUUACAAAUGCUCCACCAACUGCUACAGCAAAUGUUACUAUGGUUCCAACUAACUCUAUAGCACCUAAUGUAAAUAACAACCUACCAACAUCUUCUAAUGAGGGUUCUUUGGCAGUCAAUGUCGCAGAACCCUGUCUAAAUACAAAUUCCCCUCCAAUUGCUACUGCAAAUGUAUCUAGGGUUCCACCUAACUCUGCAGCACCUAAUAUUAAUAAGAGCCAUCCAACAUCUACAGAGGGCUGUAUAUCUCCAGCCUAUUCUAUAAUCUCCACCUCUGCACCCUCUUCUGCUUUGAAUGAAACAUCACACGCAACUCCACAGUUCGGUUUUGUGAACAGUCCUGUUACAGUCAACGUAGGUGGCCUUCCAACAAAUCUGUUGUGUGUUAACACGCACAUCAGUUCUAUGACCACUAGUUGUCAAAAAUUGCCUCAAACUGUGGUGGCGCAGAAGGCCCCCCAAGCCAAACGGCAAACUGUUCAGAGAUCAGCUACCACAUCUAAUCCCAGACCCAAAAAAAUUACUUUUGACCCUAGCUUGAUGUUCUUCGAGCAACCAGAUCAAGUGAAAAACUGGUUAAAGGGGAAUGAUGGAAUUACACUGCCUGGUCUGAAAGACAAAUUGCCUUAUCUUCCUCCAUUUGUUACCAGUAUCAAUACACUGAACACUUUGCUCAAAGGAAGAGAUUCUUUGUUGAAGUCAGCAGUGCAGCUCCUGCCUGAAGAACAUGAAGACAACACCGAGGAAGAAGCUAAGAUAGCUGCUGUCCGUAAAAUGGUGUCUGAGAGGUUUAAAACCAACCAAGCGUAUUUGCUUCUGAAGGCUCGCUUCUUGUCAUGCUUUACCUUACCUGCCCUUUUGGCCACUAUAAAUCCAUGCAUAGAGUUGACAGAUGCCCUGGAUCCGGAAGACGGUAUGGGCAAAGUCAAGCCAAAACAGUUUGGAGAUGAUCAGUUCGAACCAUUGGGGUCUCUUCUGAAAGAAAGUGAAUUAACAGCAACACAGUUUCCUGGGAGUAAGCCAAGAAAUCAAACGGACAGUCAUAAAAAUGCUUAGCAUGUUAAUUGUUUGCCUAAUUUUAUUGUUGUUAUAAAAAAAUAUUUAAUAUGACAUUAAUGUUCAAAAGCAGUUCAUGUUGAAAGUAUGUAAUGUAAUUUAUGAUUUUGUUCAUGGUGCAUGGAUGUUACAUGACACAUUAUUUCUCAGAAACUAUUUUCGAAUAAAAUGUUUUAAAAUGAA